GCCGCCAUGGCGUCGCCCCCGCUGUCGGCGGCGGGCGGGAGCGGUGGCGAGCUCAGCUCGGGCUCCGAGGCGGCGGCCACGGGCGCGGCGCUGCCGGACCGGGACCUGCCCGCGCUCUUCGAGCAGGCGGCCGAGCGGCUCCCCUCGCUGCUGCCCGCUGCCAGCAAGGAGCAGCUGCUCUAUCUGUACGCCCGCUACAAGCAGGUGAAACUUGGAGCCUGUAACACCCCCAAGCCAGGCUUCUUUGACUUUGAGGGAAAGCAGAAAUGGGAGGCUUGGAAAGCCCUGGGAGAUACCAGCCCUCACCAAGCUAUGCAGGAGUACAUUGCUGCCGUGAAAAAACUCGACCCCAGCUGGAAUCCACAGACACCAGAGAAGAGGGGAAAGGAAAGCAAAACUGUAUUUGGAGGCCCAGUCAUCAGCUCAUUAUAUCAAGAAGAAGAAAUAAUCAGGGAAGAGGACAAGAACAUUUUUGAUUACUGCAGAGAAAACAACAUUGACUAUGUAACCAAAGCCAUUCAAUCAAAAAAAGUGGAUGUGAAUGUCACAGAUGAGGAGGGCCGGGCUCUGCUCCACUGGGCGUGUGACAGAGGACACAAGGAGCUGGUUUCAGUUCUGUUACAGAACGCUGCUGAUGUGAACAUCCAGGAUGGGGAAGGCCAGACUGCACUCCAUUAUGCUGCCACCUGCGAGUUCCUGGACAUCGUGGAGCUGCUGCUGCAGGCGGGAGCCGACCCGGGGCUGCGGGACCAGGAGGGCUGCCUGCCCGAGGAGGUGACGGACUCCAAAGCCAUCACCCGGGCUCUGCAGCAGCACGGCCCCGGCCAGCCCUGAGCCCCGCGGCACAGAGAUGCUCUGCAAUAAACACCCCUUGCCCCCCUCCCUGCUGCCCUCCCCAAACACCUCGGGGGUUCCAGGGGACCUUUCAAAGCACAGGGUCUGGCUGGGCUCUCCAGCACGAGGGCCGAGCGCAUGCCCUGAGCAGGGUGGCAUCAGAGCUUGGCGUGCUCUGACCUUCAUCAGUAUUUGAGGGGGGAGGGAGGGGGGAGAGGGCCUGCAGGAGGCCCCAAGUGUUAUUUUAAUGUAUCAAACACGAGUACUGUAUGGGCUGUCUCACCAGAGCAGCGUGGGCUGACCUGUCGGCUCCUCCAUGGGGAUGCAGGGCCAGGUGAGAUGCUCAUCUCUCCCGUUCAGGCUGAAUUUUGGGUUGUUUUAUUUUUUUUUUCCCUGGGUCCAAACAAAUAAUAUAAAUAAAAGCACAGUGUUGGGAUCAA
Molecule: messenger RNA, 1274 nt
Organism: Camarhynchus parvulus
Lineage: Eukaryota; Metazoa; Chordata; Aves; Passeriformes; Thraupidae
Gene: ACBD6
Product: acyl-CoA binding domain containing 6
Exons: 8
Coding region: 7-834 (275 amino acids)
Molecular function (GO): protein binding; fatty-acyl-CoA binding
Source: RefSeq, a predicted model, not a curated record